Molecule: messenger RNA, 529 nt
Organism: Salarias fasciatus (jewelled blenny)
Lineage: Eukaryota; Metazoa; Chordata; Actinopteri; Blenniiformes; Blenniidae
Gene: mrpl42
Product: mitochondrial ribosomal protein L42
Exons: 5
Coding region: 42-470 (142 amino acids)
Cellular component (GO): mitochondrial large ribosomal subunit
Source: RefSeq, a predicted model, not a curated record
ACGGAACUAUUUCAGCGCUGCACACGUGCUAAUAACCAGGCAUGGCUUCGGGUCGUUUGUUUAAUCUUCAUGGCGUUUUAUAUCAACUGCGAAACAUCUCCAAGCAGCGAUGUCUACAAAGUUGUUUGCUUCCAGUAAGACAAAAAACCGGUGGCCAUUUACUGGACCUAAACUGUAAUGUGGAAAUUGGUGUGACCUCGGAUGGGAAAACUAUCGUGUGUUACCAUCCUGCUGCCGACAUUCCAUAUGAGCUUACCCAGCCUAUCGAGAGACCAGACCCCGUGAACGACGCUGCUGAGACCCACGAUCAGGUCUUGAAAGCCCACCUCAGCAAGGACGUGCUGAAGAACAACCUGGGGCCGACGGAGGAGGAGCUGGGGAAGAUGUUUUACACCACCAAGCAUCAGUUUUAUCCAAAAGGACAGUAUCACAUGAGGCGCAUCAACAAAAAUCCACCCAAGGAUCGAUAGUGGAAGAACAGACUUUGGAAAAAAAUUGUUGCAAUAAUGUAUAAUAAACUGUUAAAUAA